AUGAGCCUUGGUGGUGGCGAUUUACAAGUCAUUUUAAGACGCAUACGUCAUGGUUUCAUUAUCUGUGAUGAUUCAGAAUUAUGCGACAAAAUUAUAAGUCAAGAUGUUGAAAAUGAGCAAAGACGAAGAAAACUAGCCAAAUCGAAGUCAAUUAAUCUCGAAAGAAGUGAUUUAUUGAAUUUACUUCGAACGGAAUCAGAUUUUAUCGUUGAUGAAUUAUCUCAUUCACCUGAAUGGACAGCAACUAAUGUUCAAGUUCGACGAAUUCGUUGUGAAACGUUGGGUCGACUUGAUGAAAUCAAAACUGAAAAUGAAGCCAAACGUAAAGUACAGGUUAUUUCAUGGCAAGAUCCACCUCCAGCUCAAAUUAAUAAUAAAAAUACAAAUGAAUUAAUUCUUUUUGAAAAUGAUAUUGAUGAUUCUACAUCAUCUUUAUUUCAACGUCGUACAGAACCAAUUUUACCUCUAACACAACCAUCCCCUCUUACAGCUCUUAUUCAAUCAACACCAAGUAAACAAAAUCCAUUUGCAAAUUAUGCAAAAUUUGAUGGAACACCAAAUAUCAGUUCAAAUCAGUCGAAAAAAAUUAUUGUUGAUUUUAAAUCUCAAAAUCAAAUACUCCAUGUUAUUGUUUCUUCAAAUGCUACAGUUACAGAAACAAUUGGGUUGGCUUGUUAUAAAUAUACAAUGGAAAAUCGUGAACCAGUUCUAACUCAAAAAGAUCCGUCCAAAUAUUUCCUUUAUAUUGCUGAUGAUGAUGGUGAAGCUGAAGAAGAUUUUCCUCCAUUAACAAAUGAACAACCAAUUGGCCAGUAUGAUUUUCCUCGUUUAAUAUUAAUUGAACAAGUAACACAAGGAAAUAUAUCAAUACCUCUUAUCGGACCAGAUAGUGAUGAAAGUCCCGUUGAUUAUGAUAAAUAUGACGAUGAUGAAGAUGAUGAUGAUGAUGGUUCAUUUGAUGAUUCAUCACGUUCAAUAACACCACCAUCAAGUGAACAUCGAAAAUCUUCUAGUUCUAUUGGAAAAAGUUCAACAAAUAUUAAUAUUCAAGAUAUUCCAAAUGAAAUUGAUCCAAUCCAUAAUUUAAAUCGUUUAUAUGAAAGUCUUAAUCAAAGAUCAUAUUUUUUUGAUUAUUAUAUUAAAUUAGGAAGUAGUAAACAUGUUAAACUUCGUAUUGAUGUAUCCGGUGAACAAAUACGUUUUGAUUUAUUAGAAAAAACAACUAGAUUACCAUGGCAAAGUAUGCCAUUAACAACACAACAUUUAGUUGAUUGUAAUUUAUUGAAUAAAGAUAAAAAUAAAAAACGAGAUCGUACACGUGUUUAUCUUGUAUUUCAAAAUCAACAAGAAUCUGGUGGUUCAAAUACAUAUCAAACACAUGAAUUAGAAUCCACAGUAGAAAUAGCUGAACAGUUUCGUGAUCAAAUUCUCAAUAUAAUUAAAUCAAAAAAUCCACAAGGUCGUGAUAUAUAUGAACAGUAUCAACAUCAACGUGAGAAUACAAAAAAACGACGUUCCAUUUUGAAUAUAUUUGGUGGUGGUAAUGUUGGCAGUGGGUAA
Rotaria sp. Silwood2 is the source of this 1560-nucleotide messenger RNA. The record is from the annotation of a GenBank genome assembly. NCBI's taxonomy places the organism in Eukaryota, Metazoa, Rotifera, Eurotatoria, Philodinida, Philodinidae.